This is a messenger RNA of Sorghum bicolor (sorghum), 1644 nucleotides long. RefSeq names its product NAC domain-containing protein 100. Gene Ontology annotation, biological process: regulation of DNA-templated transcription. Gene Ontology annotation, molecular function: DNA binding. Lineage: Eukaryota; Viridiplantae; Streptophyta; Magnoliopsida; Poales; Poaceae. The transcript has 4 exons. The record is from RefSeq and is a predicted model, not a curated record. The coding region runs from base 129 to 1337 and encodes 402 amino acids.
UAUUUAAAUUGUGCCCUGGUUCAUUGCACCAAAACAACUCAUCCUACAUUCAUCUUGGCGAGCGAGCAAGAGACCUAGAGUUACCGGUAGAUCAAGAAGAGUUUGUGCAUUUAAGGAGCAAGAGAACUAUGGCGGACCAGCAACAGCCACAACAGGAGGAGAUGAACAUUGUCCGUGUUGGUGGCCUCGACCUACUUCCAGGGUUCCGCUUCCAUCCGAAUGACUUUGAGAUUGUCAAUGACUACCUCAUGAAAAAGGUGCACAACAGGGACUUCAUCUGUGCCAUCGGGGAGGUUGACUUAAAUAAGACCGAACCAUGGGAUCUCCCAAGGGAGGCAAAAAUGAAUGAGAAAGAGUGGUACUUCUUCUCAAAGAAGGACCGCAAGUACCCAACGGGGCUAAGGGCAAACAGGGCCACAGAAGCUGGUUAUUGGAAGGCGACCGGCAAGGACAAGGAGGUAUACAAGCCUAGCAAAGGGGAAGGUGUGGUGCUACUCAUCGGCAUGAAGAAAACACUUGUCUUCUAUGAAGGCAGGGCUCCGAGGGGCAACAAAACAAACUGGGUGAUGCACGAGUAUAGGCUCGAAGGCAAUAGCAGGGUCCCUAGCCCCACAUCUGCAUCCAGCUCAACGACCAAUGCCACCAUAGCCAUAAAAGGGUCAGCUUUUGUUUCCAAGGAUGAGUGGGUGAUCUGUCGUGUGUUCCACAAGACCACUGGAAUCAGGAAGACAACAAUACCGGCAUACCAAGUGGCCAUGCCCGAUGCUGAGAUUGAUCAGAAUCAGAACAAUACCUUGGCCAUUCCCGUCCCUAUGCAGCUGCAACUACCACAGUCCAUGCCCAUGCCAAUGCAAUGUCCCAUCCUGCCAGACUUCUCCAUGGACCCAGUACCCCCCUACUACCCUAACUCCAACACUGGCAUAGGGAUGCCACUAGUGAUGCCACCUAUGGCCGGUAUCGGUGGCACUGGUGGGCUCCAGAUCAAUGGUUCCCUAUUCAACAAUCCGAUGGUUGUGCCACCAUCAAUGAACUUCUACCACCAGAUGGGCAUGGGGUCAUCCGCUGGGCAAAUGGGAACAGGGGAACCAAUAGGCCAGAUGGACAUGGGGGCACUAGUAGGCCAGAUGGGCAUUGGACCUGUUGCCCAGAUGGACAUGGGAGCAGCUAGCGCUAGCGGCUUCAAUGUUGCUAUGUCGGAGAGUAGACCAUCCUCGAUGGUGUUGCAGAAGGAUGAGCAGGCUAAUGCUGCUGAGAUCACAUCGAUGAUGUCCGUGAGUGGCCCAGGGUCCGCGACCACCACCAUAGAGAUAGAUGGCAUAUGGAAGUACAAGUACUGAAGAAGUAAACAUGGAGAGUCAAGAGUGUAGGUGAAGAGAUGAGUUUGCAUAAAUAUGGAUGUUAUAUCUAUAUUUCCAUUGCGUUUUGUGAAAUAAGGCAUGGUUUAUAUAUUUAUGUAAUAACUAGUUGAUAAGCUAUGUGUGUAUGCAUGUACUAGUAUAUGCACCAUAUCAUUGUUGCAUGUGUGGUAUUUGUGUGUCAUUUGGUCUUAGUACUCUGGGGCAUGAUAGUAUGCAUACCUGGAUAUAUGAUAUUUUCUUGGUUGCACUACUGAUUGUAUUGUAAGAAGCAGAUUGUUGUUUGGUA